Musa acuminata subsp. malaccensis (wild Malaysian banana) is the source of this 1631-nucleotide messenger RNA. Its product is annotated as E3 ubiquitin-protein ligase SPL2. Gene Ontology annotation, molecular function: ubiquitin-protein transferase activity. The record is from RefSeq and is a predicted model, not a curated record. NCBI's taxonomy places the organism in Eukaryota, Viridiplantae, Streptophyta, Magnoliopsida, Zingiberales, Musaceae. Gene Ontology annotation, biological process: protein ubiquitination; organelle organization.
GGCACGGGACCAGUCUCGGGUCAGCUCGGCCACCCCAUGAUCCUGCAAAACCCGGCCCGGGAGCGACCGCGCUCAAAGCACCCCCCAACGCCGACCGUCUACAUUACCGAACGCCAACCCCGUCUGACGCCGCCGCUGCGGGAUGUCGUUCCGCGACCACGAGAUGGCGGCAGCCGUCGGGCGCCUCGUGUUGGCCUACGACGGUGCCAUCGCCGGCCUCGCGCUCGCCGCCUUCGCCGCGGUCUCCUGGGUCAAGUACCUCGCCGCCUCUGCUGCCCUCGUCCGCAUCCGCCGCGCCACCUCUGUCCCCAUCUCCGGCCUCCGCUCCCUCCUCUCAUCCGAUGAUUCCUCCGACGAGGAUGGGGUCCUUGUCGUCGUCCGAGGCCUGGUCCAGCCCAGCUCUACCGUCGAGGCUCUCGGCGUUUGGCCGCUCUCCAAGUUCCGCGACGUCCUUACCCCCCGGGGCUCCGGCGAGAGGGCCGUCGCCGUCCUCAGCACCCAAACUUGUCUGUACAAUGAAUGGAGGGGAAUGUUCGGGUGGAGUUCUGAUCUUAAUGCCCUACUUAUGAGAUCUUGGAAGGAGAGAAGGUCAAGUUCAUUGGAGUUGGUACCAUUUAUUCUUGCUGAUGGUGCCAAAUCGUCUAAUUCUGGUUAUAUUCAUGUUAAUUUGGAUGGGUCAGCCCAUCCACUACCUCUUACUACAGUUUAUCAUGAGCUGCACCCUGUUCAACUUACUCCAUGCACAUUUUUCCAGGCCAUCUUUGGUAGUGGAUAUCCUGUGGCAUUGUUGCACGAAGAAAAGAUCCUUCCUGUUGGAAAGGAGAUAACUGCAAUUGGCAUUUGUAGACCAAGAGAUGGAGCUUUAGAGAUAAAAUCGUGCAAGAAUCUUCCUUUUUUCUUGUCUGACAUGACGAAGGAUGAACUUGAGGCUGAGCUUAAUUCCAACACCAGGAUCCUGUUAUGGAGUGGCAUUUUAAUUGGAACACUGUCCUUUGGUAUAUUAGGCUACGCCUUGGUCAGGAACUGGCGGAAAUGGAAGGAGUGGAGAACGAGAAGAAGAGAGAUCCAGGACUUACAUGAUGAGUCUCUGAUUGAGAGUAGUAUGGAAGCUGAGGAUGCACCCGAGGGAGAACUUUGUGUCAUCUGCUUAUCAACACGAAGGAGAUCUGCAUUUAUUCCUUGUGGGCAUCUUGUUUGCUGUUCUCGCUGUGCACUGCAUGUGGAGCGUGACUCCUCACCAAAGUGCCCUGUGUGUCGGCAAGAUGUUCGAUCCUCAAUUCGAAUAUAUGAUUCUUGAGAUGUGGAAUGGCGAAAAGAUUGAAGAUGCGUGUUGAUGAUACAGCAUGUCAAUGCCAGUUGAUGCUAAUAAUAGCAAACUUACUUGUCGGCUAGCUGAGUUGGCUGUCUUGGGAAGAACCAAUGUGCGUGCGUCAAUCAUGUCGAUUCGUCAGUCCACCCAAAACAUAGGUUUUAUUUGUGAUUUUGUGUGCAUAAGUUAUUUGCUAGCUAAUUUUUUUGUGGAGUAAUUGUGACUAGCUAAGCUGCUGAACUACCACGAGUUGCAUAAUAUGUGUGAGCUCUUGGCUAGACAAUUAAUAAUGGGAAAGAAAAGGCACAAUGUGAUAAUUUUC